CUAAAAAUCGUUUUUGGUGUGGUUAUAUGCCUUUUACUUUCUUUAUUACUUAUGUGUAUUAUACUGCUUCCAUCAAAAGUUGUCAACACAGAUGAUGGGUCUAGAGCUCUUACCUUGGAGGAUUACUUGAAUGGAAACUUUCAAUAUAAAACAUUUUUUCCAUAUUGGGUGUCAGAUAAUGAGUAUCUUCAUCAGUCUGCAGAGGAUGAUAUUAUUCUUUACAAUGUUGAAAUUGAUUAUGCAACCACCAUCAUGACAAACAGCACAAUGAAACAAGUUAAUGCUUCAAAUUAUGUGAUGUCAUCAGACAAAUAUUUCAUAGCUCUGGAAAGCAAUUAUUCAAAGCUGUGGAGAUACUCUUACACAGCAUCAUAUCACAUUUAUGAUCUCAUAAAUGGUGUUUUUGUAACAGAAAAUCAGCUUCCACAUAAAAUUCAGUAUAUAUCCUGGUCACCCGUUGGACACAAAUUGGUAUAUGUAUUUCAGAAUAAUAUCUAUUUGAAACAAAGUCCUAGAGAGUCACCAGUUAAAAUAACUAGUGAUGGAAAACAGAAUGAAAUAUUUAAUGGGAUUCCUGACUGGGUCUAUGAAGAGGAGAUGCUAGCAACAAAAUAUGCACUGUGGUGGUCUCCAAAUGGAAGAUAUUUAGCAUAUGUACAAUUUAAUGAUUCUGACAUACCAGUUAUUGAAUAUUCAUAUUUUGGUGAAGACCAGUAUCCUAGAAAAAUAAUUAUUCCAUACCCAAAGGCUGGAGCUAAAAAUCCUACUGUUAAAGUGUUUAUUGUAGACACUAUUAACUCUGAAGCAUUUGGUCCUAAGGAAGUGCCAGUUCCUGCAAUCAUAGCAUCCAGUGAUCACUAUUUUACUUGGCUUACUUGGGUAACAGAUACUCGAAUCUGUGUGCAGUGGCUGAAGAGAAUACAGAAUUUUUCAGUUUUAGCUAUUUGUGACUUCAAAGAGCAUUCAAAUAAUUGGGACUGUCCAGAGAGUCAACAGCACAUAGAAGAGAGUCAAACAGGAUGGGCAGGCGGAUUCUUUGUUUCUGCACCAUAUUUUACAUCAGACAGCAGUUCAUACUACAAAAUUUUUAGUGACAAAAAUGGUUAUAAGCAUAUUCAUUACAUCAAUGGCUCUGUGGAGAAUGCAAUCCAAGUUACAAGUGGAGAAUGGGAGGCAAUAUACAUUUUCAGAGUAACAAAUGAUGCAAUUUUCUAUUCAAGCAAUGAAUUUGAAGGCUAUCCAGGAAGAAGAAAUAUUUACAAAAUCAGCAUUGGAAGUAAACCUAUGAGAAAACAAUGCAUUACUUGCAAUUUAAGAAAAGAGAGAUGUCAGUAUUAUACAGCAAGAUUCAGUGAACGUUCAAAGUAUUAUGCCUUGAUCUGUUAUGGUCCUGGGAUUCCCAUUUCUACUCUUUUUGAAAACCAUGGUGAUAGAGAGCUCAGAGUAUUGGAAGACAAUUGGGAAUUGAAGUCUGCUUUGCAAGAUAUCAGACUGCCAAAAGAAGAAAUUAAUAAGCUUGAAGUGGAUGGUAUAACUUUGUGGUACAAAAUGCUUCUACCUCCACAGUUUGAUAGAUCCAUGAAGUACCCUCUUCUUAUUCAGGUGUAUGGAGGACCUUGCAGUCAGAAUGUAAAGGAAACCUUUAGCAUUAGUUGGAUAACGUAUCUUGCAAGCAAAGAGGGAAUUAUUGUUGCUCUGGUGGAUGGCAGAGGGACAGCUUAUCAAGGUGACAAGAUUUUGCAUGCAGUAUAUCGGAGACUUGGAGUCUAUGAAGUUGAGGACCAAAUCUCAGCAGUUAAAAAAUUUAUAGAAAUGGGCUUUAUUGAUGAGAAACGAAUAGCAAUAUGGGGCUGGUCCUAUGGUGGCUAUGUAACUUCUUUGGCACUUGGAUCUGGCAGUGGAGUAUUUAAAUGUGGAGUGGCUGUGGCUCCUGUUUCCAGCUGGGAAUAUUACGCAUCGAUCUACACAGAACGAUUUAUGGGUCUUCCUACAAAGUCCGAUAAUCUUGAGCACUAUAAGAAUUCAACUGUGAUGGCAAGAGCAAAGAAUUUCCAAAAUGUAGAGUAUCUUCUCAUCCAUGGAACAGCAGAUGAUAAUGUACAUUUUCAGAACUCAGCACAAAUUGCAAAAGCUCUGGUUAAUGCACAGGUGGAUUUCCAGGCAAUGUGGUAUACUGAUCAGAACCAUGGAAUUCCAGGCCUUUCCAGCAAACAUCUCUACACACAUAUGACCCACUUCCUCAAACAAUGCUUUUCUUUGUCAGAAUAAGUGGGCAACUCAGAGUAUGCUAUGGCAUCUGAGACAUCUUUGGGAGAAUGAAAAGACAGCAGUGCCCAAGUUGUAUAGUGUUCAGGUGAAUUGAUCACAGGAACUUUGAAAUUUUAAACUUGAUGUUUACAUCCACUUUUGAUAUUGUAUAUUAGCAAAUGUUAUUGUAACAAAUGUUUUGACACAUUUGAUACCUGUUUGGCAGAAAAAAUAAAAUCAGACUGUAAAGUAUCUUGUAAA
This is a messenger RNA of Lonchura striata (white-rumped munia), 2508 nucleotides long. The record is from RefSeq and is a predicted model, not a curated record. Lineage: Eukaryota; Metazoa; Chordata; Aves; Passeriformes; Estrildidae.